AAUGCAACCUAACGCUUUGCGUUUUAUAUUGAAGACGCCUCCCAUCGUGUAACCACGACGAAGUGUGCCUAAUAAAUCAAUUUGUAACUUUAAGCUUAUAUACAGGCAUACAGCCCUUUUUGUUUGGUUUUUGAUUUUCUAUUUGACACCGAAGUCUUGAUUCGCGUCUUCGAUCGUAAAGCGCUUUCCAUUUGUGCAACAUUUGACAGUGCAGUGUUAUAAGAAAACAAAAUUUCUCUAAAUUGUUAAUUUUUUACGGAUAGUAUUAUUUUCAUCGUAUUUUUAAUUAAAUUAAAAAAAAAAACAAGUGCAUUGACCUCGGCCUUCAAGUCCUUAAUUAGUCACCACAAACAAGUGCCUCAAACUCCCAAGAAAGCUUAUGGCGAUGUAAAUUGUUCAAUCAUGAAAUUGAGACCACAACUACUGCAACAGCAAGUACUGGUUCCAGUCCAAGGCUAAUGAAUAAAAGUGGAGGAAUGCACAUUUUAUUAAUUUCAAUACAAAACAACAAUCUCUCCAAGAGGAAGAAUCAUUUCAGCACCGGGUUUUAUUUUAAGGAAAAGGAGCCAACAACAACAACUAACAAAAUCAUCUGAAUCUGAAAGACACUAAGCAAAACAGCAGCAGUGCAACAUGGGUGCAAGUUGUUAUUUACCACAAAUAAACAUAAAAACAACAUCAAGAGUAGUUAUUUUUGUUUGGAUAGUAAUUGCCAGCGUUGUCGUGCAACUUUCACAUGGCCAGGUCGAAAUGACAACGACAAUUUCUAGCACCAUCAUCAACGAAACGUCAAGGGCUUACAAAAACAACUACCAAACCAUAACCAACAAUAAAAUCAACAAUAAUAAUGGUGGGCGGUUUUCAUCCCUAGAGAAAGAAGUAGUUGAACGUUUGAUAAAAGAAUGGGCUCCAGUGGUAUGGCUUGCACCAGAGGAAAAAUUCAUGCCAUUAGGAGUAGAAGAGUUUCUUGGAAAUGUUCAUGCAGUGGAUAAGGGAAAUGCCGAAACUGAAGUGAAAGGAAUGCCAAUAGGAGACAAUUCGAAGAAAGCUUACUUGGUUACAAAUGCUGAGAUAGAUGAACUCUUAGAAAAUGACGGCUCAUUUCUUCAUGGAAAAGAUCCAAAUCAGCAUCAUGUACCAAUUUAUGCUGUUGUUCGCUUAUGCAGCAACUUUAUGGAAUCACCAACUACAACAACAUCUACAGCAACACCAAAUACGAGCUCACCAUCGCGCACUUGGGUAUUAUGGUUAGAAAAUUAUUUUCUUUUUAUAGUAAAACCACUUUUACCGCCACAAAAGCCAAUACCACAACCCCAACGAAGAGUUCCCUACAUUCCAGUAUCGAUUAACGAAUCAGGAGAAGCAAGUAACACAAUUCGAAGAUCGUCAAGGCUUUUCCCGGGUUUUUCCCGCAAUCGACGGCGACGAGAAACAUCAAAGUUCUUUGAGAAAAGAGGAACAAUUCAAGAAAACGCAGAGAAUAGUCCUAUUUCGACAACAUCUCAAAAACCAACAACCGACAAUCAACCAAUUUCAACAGAGAAAGAAGUCAGUGAGUUUAUUGCGAAUCUUGUGGAUAAUGUUAAAUUUAAUGGCGACAGUGGAAUGAAUAAUAACAUAAACGAAGACAACAUUGAACCACAGAAAAACAAAGAAAAUAUUCCAGCAUUUCAUGUGACAUUUUGGAUGUUCUACCCAUAUAGUCAAGGCAAGACUAUGUGCACAGUUAGUUUGGGAGUUUUGGGGAGUAUUCCCUUUCCAGCUGUAUAUGGUUAUUGUUUGGGUAAUCGCAAGGACAUAGGUAGCCAUGUUGGAGAUUGGGAACACAUGAGUCUGUAUUUUGAUGGUACAAAUGCUCAUCCAAAGGAAAUGUAUGUUUCUGCUCAUGAUGCUGGAGCUUAUUAUACCUACAAUCAUUUGACGGGGUCCUUUGAGUUUCGAAAGCAAGAAACGAGGAAAGGAAUUUUGCAACGUCCAAAUUUUCCUAAAACUGUUACGACAUUUCUCAAUCAUCCUGUUUUGUUCGCUGCAAAGGGAUCUCAUGGUUUAUGGACAGCACCAGGAAAACACAGAUUUGUGAAAGUAGCUCGUCUCUAUGACGUCAAUGGAUUUGGUACUCCAUGGCAUACAUGGAAAGCAGUAGAUGUUUCAUAUGAAAAUUUAAGAACAGCUCGCUCAUUUGUUCCAAAUUGGCUUAAUUUUAAAGGGAAAUGGGGUAACCCAAAAAGUAAGUGUCAUCCGUUGCGAAGGAUAGGUUUAAACUUCUGCGAAUAUUCAGAUGGACCAACCGGAAUACCACUUAAGGAACCCCAUUUUCAAUGUGAUGCACCCAAUGUAUUAUAGUGACUUAAGAUAACUUAUUUUUAUCUGAUGUUGUAUUCUUUUAAAUUAAUUUAUUUUUGUGUAUUUUUUAAUUACUGUCUAGAAUUUAUAAGAAUUUAUUUAUUGAAGAAACAAAUUAAAGUA
Eupeodes corollae is the source of this 2466-nucleotide messenger RNA. RefSeq lists its product as uncharacterized. The transcript has 7 exons. The coding region runs from base 634 to 2343 and encodes 569 amino acids. NCBI's taxonomy places the organism in Eukaryota, Metazoa, Arthropoda, Insecta, Diptera, Syrphidae. The record is from RefSeq and is a predicted model, not a curated record.